CUCUUGUAUGUUGAGAUGGCAAUGCAGAGGAAACAAUUGUGAAACCAACCAUUCAAAAUGAAAAUAUAUAACGCCGAAUAGCCCCUACACUCUGAGAAAGGGGGGUGCCUGGGCAUAGUUACAUGUUUGAGAAGAAACAAGUUAUCACAGUGCAAUGAAAUGGCAACUAAAGAACCACCAGCCAGAAAAGCAAAAUUCAUCCCAAGGAAUAAGAAGAAUGUGACUCCAGCGGAAAUGAAGAAAAUGGCACCCCAGCAGAAGGCCCGGUACCGAGCGUAUGAAGACCCCAGCAAGGACGUGUUAAACUUGGUUAUGAACACCCAGCAGCGGCUGAGACAGCAUGCCGCAAAAGAGCGUCAGGACCUCAACAUGAAAACCACUGACCCAAAGGCAGACGUGGAGUUAGGGAAGCAGGAGAAACUGAUCGGCCAACUGAAGGCCGCUGAAGCAAGGAAUAGGAUCCGGAUCAUGAGGCUGCGAUAUCAGAGCAUGAGAGCUCAAGAAAUAAAUCAUCUGAUAGCAUGCCAGUCAACAGCACAGAAGUCAGUUCGACUGGAGCUACUGCUCCCUCCCAGGCUAGACACAGAUAACCCAGAAGACUCCCUGGAUAAAAUAGAGAGGACAAGAGUUGAAGAGAUUCUGGAGGACGAAAGGGGUCUCACUGUAAUUAGAACCUCAUGAAGUGUGUUUGUGUGACAAAUAGUUCUUGAUUGGCCCCUUGCAUAACCAGGUACACAAGCUGCAGAAAAAUGGCAUUCACUUUCUUCCAUAAUGACUGACAAUUAACUGUCUUUACUAAUUAUCUUUGUAGCCCAAGUGGUGAAAUGUUUUCAUCUAAAAAAAAAAAGAAAAAAAAAGAAACAGGUAACCAGCUUUUACAAACAAAAUACAGAACCGGUUACAUUUUUUAACAGAAAUUAUCGAGAUACUAAUAUAGCGUCCAUGGUAAUUGUCUUAAUCUCCUCUAUACUACUUAUACAUAUAAAAUAAUAUAUUAUAUAGCACCUUUCAUAGUGGAUCACCAUCAUAAACCACUUUACAGUGGUAGGCUGUGGAGGUUAAGUGACUUGCUUAGGUUCACACAGUGAGUCAGUCAGUGGCAGAGAUGAGAUUUGAACCAGCAACCUUUUGGUUACAAGCCCUGGACUUUAACCAGGGGACCACACUGCUUCCUAUGCAUAAUUAUAUGCUUUUCUACUCCCAAUUUAGAAUCACACAGACUGACCUUAAUUGUACAUAAAAGCCUAAGCACAUGCAGUUCCUUUGUACACAGUAGGGCGAAUUUAAAAGAACAGUUUCUGUGAUUUUAAAGGAUGACGUAUUAAGGGUCGAUCAGGCUUAUGGCAGACUAAACAGAACCUGUUAAAAGAUACAAUGCCACAAGUGCUUUUUUCCCAUUAUCCUGUCUUCAAACCAUGUAACACUUUCUAACACCUUUAAUAAGCCAGUGUGUCCUUUCA
This is a messenger RNA of Polyodon spathula (Mississippi paddlefish), 1460 nucleotides long. Its product is annotated as protein LKAAEAR1-like. The transcript has 4 exons. Bases 160 to 681 code for a protein of 173 amino acids. Lineage: Eukaryota; Metazoa; Chordata; Actinopteri; Acipenseriformes; Polyodontidae. The record is from RefSeq and is a predicted model, not a curated record.